AUGACUCACUACUCCCAACGCAAAGACAUACUUCCCCUUACUGGUGGUUGCGCCUGCGGUCUUAUCCGUUACCGACUCUCCAUCCAUCCUCUCCUCGUCCACUGCUGCCACUGCACCGCUUGCCAGCGUCAAACUGGCUCUGUCCUCGCCCUCAACGCCAUCAUCGAGUCCACGGCUCUCAGCCUCAUCCCCUCUGCGCCGCCCACAGUAGCUGGCACAUCGACCAAUCCGGAUCCCGUCCCCACGAGCGUUCAACCUGCUUUUGCACGCAUCACUUCGGCCGAGUCUGCUAUCGGUGAACCCCAGCCUCAGGCGAGGACUUCAUCUGUGUGUCUCCCAACGGAAUCUAGUAUUGGACAGACAGUGGUCAGUUGCCCGGCCUGUCACACUGGCUUAUGGAAUUACUAUGCGGAUGCGGGACCUCAUUUGUCGUACAUACGUGUUGGAACCUUGGAUAGACCCUGGGAGAUCGAAGCUGAUGUGCAUCUUUUCACACGCAAUCGCCCAACUUGGAUGAAUGCCAACGAUGGCAAGCCUUCCUUUGAAGAGUACUAUGGAAAGCGGGAAGAUCUAUUGAGAGACGACGCUCUCAAGAGGUAUGAGAUGCUCAAGCCGAAGAUUAACGAUAUGUGGACUGAGUUGAAGGCUGGCUGGCAGUAA
Messenger RNA from Fusarium pseudograminearum CS3096, 660 nucleotides. RefSeq lists its product as uncharacterized. The transcript has a single exon. Lineage: Eukaryota; Fungi; Ascomycota; Sordariomycetes; Hypocreales; Nectriaceae. The coding region runs from base 1 to 660 and encodes 219 amino acids. The record is from RefSeq and is a predicted model, not a curated record. Gene Ontology annotation, molecular function: carbon-sulfur lyase activity.